Molecule: messenger RNA, 510 nt
Organism: Pedinophyceae sp. YPF-701
Lineage: Eukaryota; Viridiplantae; Chlorophyta; Pedinophyceae
Source: the annotation of a GenBank genome assembly
AUGGCGUCCACGGUGUCUACCUCCGACCAGGACGAAGCGGCCCCCGCGGCCGCCCCGGCGUGGUUCCAGAAGACCAUCAGGCUGCAGCCCUACAGCCGCGGGUGCCACGUCAUCACGCGCGAGAUCUUGAAGGAGGUCCCUGAGCUGGCGCAGCUCGAGAUGGGAAUGGCCAACUUCUGGAUCCUGCACACCAGCGCGUCGCUGACCAUCAACGAGAACGCCUCGCCCGACGUGCCGCUGGACAUGGAGGAUGCACUGAACCGCAUCGCGCCAGAGGGCAACAUGUACCGCCACCUCGACGAGGGCUACGACGACAUGCCCGCGCACGUCAAGUCCUCGCUCAUGGGCUGCUCGCUCGACGUGCCCAUCCGGAAGGGCACGCUCGCGCUCGGCACGUGGCAGGGCAUCUACCUCAACGAGCACAGGAACUACGGCGGGGCGCGGCAGAUCGUCGUCACGUUGAACGGCGUCAAGGCGGAGCGGCCGUACGGCACGCAGUACCGCUGGUGA